Messenger RNA from Megalops cyprinoides (Indo-Pacific tarpon), 3048 nucleotides. It is a transcript of the gene six5, whose product is annotated as SIX homeobox 5. Lineage: Eukaryota; Metazoa; Chordata; Actinopteri; Elopiformes; Megalopidae. The record is from RefSeq and is a predicted model, not a curated record. The coding region runs from base 8 to 2899 and encodes 963 amino acids. Gene Ontology annotation, molecular function: DNA-binding transcription factor activity, RNA polymerase II-specific; RNA polymerase II cis-regulatory region sequence-specific DNA binding. Gene Ontology annotation, biological process: regulation of transcription by RNA polymerase II. Gene Ontology annotation, cellular component: transcription regulator complex; nucleus. The transcript has 3 exons.
UCUAAAAAUGGCUUCCUUUUCUUUGGAGGCAGGAGUAAAGACAGAAAACUCCUCUCAGAAGUCGACUCCGGAAACCGGGAAGCUGAAAGAGGAGACGGCCGAUCCGGACUACGAUUCGGAACAACUGUUUCAAACUUUCGAGACCUCGGCGCUUAGCUUCUCGACAGACCAGCUAGCAUGUCUGUGCGAGGCGCUCCUGCAGGCGGGCAAUGUGGAUCGCCUGUGCAAAUUCCUCUCCUCCAUCCCUCCGUCGGCCGACCUGCUACGUGGCAACGAGACCCUGCUGAAGGCCCAAGCACUGGUCGCCUUUCAUCGGGAGGAAUUCAAGGAGAUGUACACGAUUUUGGAAAGUCACUACUUCCACCCGAGCAACCACGGGUUCCUUCAGGACCUAUACUUGCAGGCGCGCUACAAAGAAGCAGAGAGGUCCCGGGGUCGUACCCUGGGCGCCGUUGACAAGUAUCGACUCAGGAAGAAGUUUCCCCUGCCAAAAACAAUCUGGGAUGGAGAGGAGACUGUGUAUUGUUUCAAGGAGAAGUCUCGUAAUGCGCUGAAGGAAUGCUACAAGAGCAACAGGUACCCUACUCCCGACGAGAAGAGAAACUUGGCCAAAGUCACCGGGCUCUCCCUCACCCAAGUAAGCAACUGGUUUAAGAAUCGACGCCAGAGAGACCGAACCCCGUCCGGCACCAACAGCAAAAGCGAGUCGGAUGGUAACCAUAGCACGGAGGAUGAGGCCAGCAGGGGUGGGGCUGAAGACAUUGCCAUGACACCCAUCCCUCAAGACAACCCGGGAUGUCCUACAGCUUCCCUCAUAUCCCUCUCUGGUGCACCUUGCAGCUCCGGAGGUCAGCUGCUGCUGAAUGGCACAGGGGGUUUCCUCACCGCACCACACCCCCUGCUCCUAAACGGAGGCUCCCUGCUGCCAGGGCCUGGAGGUGGGGUAAUUAUCAACGGGCUGACCCUGAGUGACGGCCACACCAUCACCUUGAGCCCCGUCACGGCCAACCCCCCUCUGCUUCUCAACGGAGCCCAAGUUAUCCCCAAAAUAUCAGGAGGUGUGGAUCUGGCUGCGGACGAUAAGAGCGUGACCGCACAAACCGCCAUGCCCGCCAUCGUCUUGAACACCAGCGCCAUUCCCAGCACCACCGCCUCUCUCCCGCUGCCAGAAGAUGGCAAGCCAGUCUACAGCAGCACCAGUGCCUCGGUCCUCCCUACAGUUGACUUCAUCAGCUCUCUCACUGUGCAGGAGGGCUUGAGUCUGAAGGAAGAGGAUGACUCCCAGCCCCUGUCCCCACCGUCCGUGUCCUCCUCUGACUCCCCUUGCCCCCUCCCCUCUCCCAAUUCCCUGACCUCCCUGGUCUUGGCCCAGACCAGCAGACCCCCUGAAAACGACAACCUCCCAGUCGUGGUGUCCCAACCGGGGACAGUCCAACCUGUACAGUCCAGUCAGGUGGUGCCUGUGCCUUCCCAGCAGCCAGAGGUUGUGGUGUUUGCCACCGCUGGAUCCCACUUGAGCCCCAGCAGCCAGAUCUGUCAGGUGGUCUCAUCAUCCUCUGCCUCGACCCCCCAGGUUCUCUCUCUGCCCCAGGUGGUCCCUUCCAUUCAAGGAAUACCUGUCUCCCAGCUGGUCCAGCACCAGGCCAGCUCACAAGUGUCCCCAUGCCCCCAGCUGGUUCCUGUGUCCCCACUCACCACGCAGCUUCCCCAGGGCUCCCACAUUCCCCAGCUCCAAGCUCAGACCCUCCACGUAGCAACCCGACUUGCACAGCCUCAGCAGCUGGGCGGGUCCUCCACACCAAGUGAGGGCACUGCAGCGAUCUCCCUGACCAGCACGCAGGCACAGCCGGGACUGACACUCCAGCUGGGUGACCAGGCAGCUGCUGCCUCUGCCCCUUCCCAAACCCAAAUGCCUGGAGCCCAGAUCAUCCCACUCUCUUCCCCAACACAAGUCGUCCCUGUUUCCCAGCCCGGGCAGGCUGCCACAGCUCACCUGGUCCCCCUGUCUUUACCGCAGCUCAUCCCCGUGUCCUCCGUGUCCUCCACCUCCUUUCCCCAGGUGGUGCCGGCCUCCCCCUCGCUCUCCUUUUCGUCCCCUGGAGGUGCCUUUCAGAUCCUAACCUCCAGUGCAGGCUCUAGUGCGGGCGUGGCCCAGGGAGCCUUCAGAGUCAAUCAGCUGGGGCCCUUGCAAAGUGUGGCGGCCCCUGUUAGCAGCACUCCAGGGGUCCAGUUCCUCAAUUCUGGACCUCAACUCAUUCAGCUCCCCGCCGCCUCUCCAGCAGGGAACCUUCUCCUCGCAGGAGGGGUUGGAGGUGGUCCCAUACUCACAGGUCUCAGCAUACAGCAGGGAAAGCUGGUGCUGACCAUCCCAGCAGGGGUCCAGUUUGCCAACCUGCCUGUUAAGCCUGUAGCAGAGGAACAGGCCCCUAGCAAUGGAGGCAUUGCCCUUACCCCUGUCAUCUCUCUGGCACCCACCCAGACCACCUCCUCCACUCCCUCUUCCUCGAGCUCCUUCCAGACACCAGAGCCCUCUCUCAGCUUUAUCAACUCUGCCAGCACACCCCAGCACACCCUCAGCCCGGACAGGGUCCUCUCCCACAGUCCCUCAUGCAGCACUGCGCCCCCUACCAUCCAACUCCCCCAGGCCACCUGGAGCCCUGUGUCCCUGUCCAGCACCACUGGCUUGGCUCUCUUUGACGUCCGGGGGAAGGGGGAACUACCAGAAGACCAGGCUUUGCUGGGCCUAGCUGGUAGUGACGGCCUCCUCCUGGGGCCUGUCUCUCUGGAUGAGGAUGUUGGGGGCACGACACGGCUGGAGGGCUCAGAGGACAUGGACGGAGACCCGAAAAUCCUCACCCAGCUUCAGUCUGUGCCAGUGGACGAGGACCUGGGUUUGUAACACCAAUACCUUACUAGGGUCUUCUCUCUUGGAUGGCUGCCCACACCCUAAAACCAAAUCCUCCUCAACUCUCUCAAAUCUGUGAGAGCCAGAGCUUGGGAGCUUGUGUGACCAUAAAGACCUGCAGUGGAGGGCCUGACUCUUCAACA